AUGAACGACACCACCGAAAACUGGACCCGGAGACUACUCCGGCAGCGGGUUGUUCGGCUGACGUUCGCCUGCAGUGCGGUGUUCGGCCUAAUCACGAGUGGAGUGGUGAUGGCCAUUCUCGCCUACAAAGGCAGCCUGCCCGGAUUCCACAAGUUCUCCAUAAGAACUUGCCACUCUGCCGACUGCCUCUACGUGUCCGAGAUGAUCAGGGCCUCCGUCAACGCGUCGGUCGACCCGUGCCACGACUUCUACCAGUACGUCUGCGGCUCGUACGCUGAAGCGCGUACGGUAGAUCGGCUUAUCGCGGUGUCUAUACGUACUGACAGCAUAUUCAGAGCGCUGCUGAGUGCCUCACUGGCGAACAGGACUACGCCUCCGGCUUCUUCGGCUGGCCGCAAGGCCAACACUCUCUACAAAUCCUGCCUCGAUGUAGUUGCCAAGAAGCAAAAUGACAUGCCCGUGCUCACUAAGUUCCUGGGCACCCAUGGUUUAGACCUAAGAUCGCUGAACACGAAAGAAAGUUCCUUGGAAGUCAUAUUCCAGCUAUAUUUUCAAUACGGCAUCACGGCUGUCUUCGCGUUCAACCUAGCGGAGUUCAUAACGAGAGACUUCAAGCGUGAACUCCUGUUCCGAAUCGACAAGAACCUAUUGGCCUGGUACAAGUAUCGCGCGGCACUGAUAAAGAUGGGGUCUAUCGGAUACUUCAUGGGCGUGUUCUUGAGACAAUAUGGAGACCAAGCGAAGGCAAUCGCACAGACCAUUUACGACAAAGAGAACAAGGCUCAGCUAGUAAUGGCGCAGGUCUCCUCGCGCUUUGCCCCAAAUGCCACCGAUUUCUAUUCGGUGCAGAUAAGCAACAUCAGCGCUUUCACGCCGAACACAGUGAGUCGCGAGGAGUGGACGCGCUUGAUGCUCAAGUACGCCGGCACGCUGUACACGGCCGACGAUAGCAUUCUCGUCGAAAAGAGAGCUCUGGCCUACCUGCAGGCGCUCUACGCUACCAUAGGAGCAAGUGGGCUCAAGCUCCUAGUUGCCUGGACUGUGCUUCGCUCCUAUGCCAGUUACGUAGAUGUGUCUGUGGCUACUUUCUUCUACGAGGAUUACAAGCAUGAAUGUCAGAUGCGAGUAGACAGGCUCAUGCCCGUGGCUUUCCACGCCCAGCAGCUGUUCGCGGUGGCGCCUCCUGAAUCCGCGCGAACGGCUCGCGAAAUCGCCUUCAACGUCAGGGAAGGUGCCAAGACGAUGUUCACCGACUCCGUCUGGCUCGACAACUACGCCAGAGCGGUGGCCUUAAGCAAACUGUCGGGCAUCGUCUUCCACAUGGGCUACCCUGAUGACCAGGACUCGCAGGCGGCCCUGGACGCCUACUAUGAAGACCUGGCCUAUCCAUCGGAUCGACCAUUUCUGAACGCGUGGCUGAACGCCUCGCGUCACUACCUUCGCAAGCUGCUUGACAAAAACACGGCCUUCAUGUUCGCCGUGGACGAGGUCAACGCUUUUACAACACAGGCGCCAACCAGAGACGGAGUAGCCUCAUUCAACUACGGAAGCCUAGGUCACGUCAUCGGCCACGAGAUCAACCACGCGUACGAUGUCCGGGGCAUCAACGUGGACGAGAAAGGGUUCUUGGUCUCUUGGAUGCUGCCUUCGUCAUUGGAACGCUACAAGGAGAGCACCCGCUGCCUGCGGAAGGAGCACGAGAGCGUCCUUGCCUGGCGCUCGAUGGUUCUGGUGGACGACCUCGACUCCGAGAAUAUCGCCGAUUUCGCGGGUGCCCGCGCGGCGUACGAGGCAUUUCGCAGUCUCCCGGGAGAAGAGAAGUUUGCUCGGGUACCGGGACCUUUCUAUCCUGAGCAGCUUUUUUUCAUCGCCUUCUGCCUGAAAUGGUGCGAGGGCCAUUUCAACCCUAGACGCAGGGAGGGCAGGUACGCCCCGGGCUUCGGAAGAUGCGUGGUGCCCCUUCGUAACAUGCGUGAGUUUGCGGACGCUUUUCACUGCGAGCGCAACACGCGCAUGAAUCCGGAGAGCAAGUGUUCCUUCUGGUGA
Molecule: messenger RNA, 2046 nt
Organism: Rhipicephalus microplus (southern cattle tick)
Lineage: Eukaryota; Metazoa; Arthropoda; Arachnida; Ixodida; Ixodidae
Product: endothelin-converting enzyme homolog
Biological process (GO): protein processing
Cellular component (GO): plasma membrane
Molecular function (GO): metalloendopeptidase activity
Source: RefSeq, a predicted model, not a curated record